AAAGCUUGACCACUGGCCAGGGCAGACUGGUACCGAAGGCAGAUGGAACUUUUGGGUGAUUCCUGGCCGCGAGAAGACAAAAGGAGGCCGUAGGACCGGAAGCGAAAAUGCGAAAGCGGAUAGACGUCGCGCUUUUCCUGGACCGCCCCCUCCCCCCUCCUCCAACGAAGCGGAUGAAAACAAACAGCAGCGAUGGCGGCGCCUGGAGCCGGGAGGCCGCGGGGCUGGAGCCGGAGCCGGAGCAGCGCGUGACGAGCUCGGAGCCGGAGCCGGAGCCGGAGGCGGUGGAAGCCGCAGCGCGGAGACCGAGGAGCGCGGGCGGCCGUCCUUGAGCCUAGGCAGGCGCAGAGUCCCGCGGCCCGCGAAGAGGGAGGCCCCGGGCGACCAGCGGCGGGGCCCAGCCCGAGGCCGGAGGCGGCGUCCCGGGCCCCGGAAUGCGAGUCCUGAGCCCCACAGAUUUGUAUAUGCAAUGGACACUGAUCUCAGUUCCCAGGACAGGAAGGACCUGGACAAAUUCAUCAAAUUUUUUGCCCUGAAGACAGUCCAAGUGAUAGUCCAGGCUCGGCUGGGAGAGAAGAUCAGUACUCGCUCGUCAUCUUCCCCAACAGGAUCUGAUUGGUUCAACUUGGCCAUCAAGGAUAUCCCAGAGGUCACCCAUGAGGCCAAGAAAGCACUGGCAGGACAGCUGCCUGCCGUGGGGAGGUCGAUGUGUGUGGAAAUCUCACUCAAGACUUCAGAGGGAGAUUCCAUGGAACUAGAAAUUUGGUGUCUUGAAAUGAAUGAAAAGUGCGACAAAGAAAUUAAAGUUUCCUACACCGUGUACAAUAGGCUGUCUUUACUGCUGAAGUCUCUGCUUGCUAUCACUAGAGUGACACCAGCCUACCGACUCUCAAGGAAGCAGGGCCGUGAAUAUGUCAUCCUCUACAGGAUAUACUUCGGAGAAGUCCAGUUGAAUGGCUUAGGAGAAGGUUUCCAGACAGUCCGAGUUGGCACAGUAGGCACCCCAGUGGGCACCAUCACACUGUCCUGUGCCUACAGAAUUAACUUGGCCUUCAUGUCUACCAGGCAGUUUGAGAGGACCCCACCUAUCAUGGGGAUUGUCAUUGAUCAUUUUGUGGACCGUCCCUACCCCAGCUCCUCGCCCAUGCACCCCUGCAACUACAGGACGACUGGUGAGGAUGCCGGGAUAGUGUACCCCUCUGUGGAGGACUCUCAGGAAGUGUGCACCACCUCUUUCUCCACCUCCCCUCCAUCCCAGUGUGUGUUCACUGUUAGUAAGGCGCAUUUUCAGGCCCCUACUCCAGUGGUGACGGAUACCCUGAGGGUGCCCAUGGCAGCACUGGCCUUUUCCCACCAACUCGCCAGCUCUCGCCUUUCCUAUCAGCCUGCUGCCCUGGGAGUUGGAUCAGCUGAGCUGGCCCAUCCAGUGGUCUUAGCUGCUGGCUCAAGCGCUGCCCACCCUCACCAGUUAAUGGUUCCAGGGAAGGAAGGUGGGGUGCCCCUCGCUCCCAGCCAGCCCGCCCACGGCACCCAGGCCGACCACGAGAAGGUGGCAACAUGUACUCCCUCUGACGGCACCCACUACAUAGUCACUCCUGCCAGCAGUGAAGACAGCGAAACCGUAUUGAACAGCAGCGAAGGCCGGGGCUCCCCCCGUGACGUCCUGGAGGCCAUCUUGGUUCGGAAAGUGGGAGCCCUUGUCAACAAUUCAGUGGAUCAGGUAACAAUGACCAGUUUGGACAUCCCCUUUGCCAUGUUUGCUCCCAAGAACUUUGAGCUAGAGGAUAAUGAUCCCAUGGUCAAUCCUCCUGACUCCCCGGGCACUGAAUCUCCUCUCCAAGGCAGCUUACACUCCAAUGGGUCCAGUGGCGGCAGCAGCGGAAACACACACGAUGACUUUGUCAUGGUUGACUUUAAGCCGGCCUUCUCCAAAGACGACAUUCUGCCCAUGGACUUGGGAACCUUCUACCGGGAGUUUCAGAAUCCCCCUCAGCUGAGCAGCCUCUCCAUCGACAUUGGGGCUCAGUCCAUGGCUGAAGACCUGGACUCACUCCCAGAAAAGCUGGCCGUGCAUGAGAAGAACGUCAAAGAGUUUGAUGCCUUUGUAGAGACCCUGCAGUAAAGUCGUCCUCCUCCCCACACCCCGGCAGCAGCAGCCCCUUUCUUGGAUACCCCUGAGGACAGAGACUAUUCCACCUCUCUCUCUUCUCCCUCACCUAUUAUUUAUUCAGCAUCCACCCAGGCCAGGGGGUGGAAGGCAAAGAGAUGGGGCUCCCCCAUUCCUGCCUUUUGGCUCUUUUCCCAACCAUCCCCUGAGGGCCCCAGCCCCUGCAGCAUUCAAGUUCUGGGUGGUAACCCGCCCUACGGGUCAGGAGUCAGCACAGCUGGUGAAAGGGAGCUUGUGUCUGCUACUCUGUGUGUGGUCUACCCACCAGGGUCUUUCCCACCCCCUCUGGAGUGGAGCUGCUGAUGGCGGCCCCCUGCUCGGCCACUGCUGUAGCCCGCCCCAGAACUAACAGUGAGUGUCUUCACUGAGCAUCUGCCAUCCAGUUUUGCCUGUAGAAUUAUGGACCUUCCCUCCUUGAAGUGGGCAGCCUCUUCUCGGGGCAUUGGGGGCGCUAUCUAGGGCCGAGGACACCAGCUAUGACUGUCCUACCCCAGUGACCCAGGGGCAAGAAAGGCGAGAGGAAAACCACAGUGUAGAGGCCGGGAAGGGGAGGCGGCCUUUUACUUUGCCAUGUGCCAGUACUCUGCCCACCAGAGAAAAGACCUGCUCUGGAAAGGCUGGCUGAGUGUGCCCAGUGCCAUCUGUCUCCCCUGUAGUAUGAAUGCUUUCAUGACACUAUGCAAGGCUGCGUGGGCCCGCCCCUGAAUGACUCGUCGGGUGGCCUGCCCCCGCCACACGAUGCUCAGUAGAAACUCGGCAGCCCACUCUUAGGACUGGUAGACCAAGACUCUCCCUGUCCUUUCCCCUUCCUCUCCUGCUCCUGUUGCUGCUCUGUGCUUAUAGAUGAGCAUCAAACAGUAAAUAUUUAUUGCUUUUCAAGAAAUCAGAUGACUUGUUAAAAUGCAUUGGAUGUGGGCUGUCCUCGCCCAGCUGCGGCUUGGGGAAGGCCAGGUCUCCUCCGCCCAGCAGGACAGGGCCCUCUUCAGACACCAGAAGCGGCCCUGGGACCUCUUGGCUCCAUCGUGUGCACUGAGGACAGGCCUGGGGUAGCUGUGGACUCGGGGACACUAGCUGCUCCCCACAAUCACGGAGUUUGAGCUGACCCCAUGGGACACCAACCUCUUCAAGUCCAGGUUCUCGCCCCUUCCAAAAAGCCUUUUUGCUGACAGAUUGGGGAGGUUUCUUUUCUAAUGCCAUGCUGGCCCUGUGACAACAUGGCAGCCCUUGUGCUAAAAGGGCUGGCUACUCCUGGCCUCUGCCCCUGAGAGGCCAGGCCCUCCUCAGUGCUGUGCCACAUCCCAAAGCCCCAGCCACGCCGCCCCCCAAGCUGCUUCUGGCUGACUCAGAGGGACCCCCAAAGGCCUGGGUAGGUGUUCCCACUACUACUGGUGGCCUCUGGUCUUGGGUGAUUACAGCUUACCCUCCUGUCCGUCCACCUCUAGAGCCAUCCAGAGGGGCCAGAAACUUAAGCUUGAAACACGGGUCAUGGGAGAGGAGGCAGGCACUGCUUCUGUCCUCUGCUCCAGCCCUGAAUCCAGGAGACAGGACAUUGCCCUGGCGCUUGCUGGUUGGAUCUGAAGUCAGUCGGGUGUGGGCUUGACCCAACCCUUGUAGCUGUUAGUCGGCUGCCUCUCACUGCCAGGCCUUACCAGUGUGACAUUGCUCCUGUUUCCCCCCUCCCUCCUUGAACGGGGGUGAUUGCCAAGGCCUCGGGGCACAUAGGUGCCAGGGGGGACAGACGGCUUUCUCAAGUCUUUAAUGGUAAGCUGCAUGUGACAGAAAUGCCUUGACCUGCAUGUUCUGCGGCCCAGUUGGGGCUGAGACUUGAGCCCUGUUGAUCAUCCAGCUGGCAUGGAUUUCUCUGCACCAUGUCUGCUAUUAAGAAGCCAGAGGUGGCCCCAGUGGCACUGGGAAGGGGACAACUCACAGGUAGAUCUCACCCACUGUCACCAGGGGCCAGGUUUCUCCCAGCCUUGAGGGUCUGGUCCACUCCAAGGCAGCCUUGGCCCCAAGUCAUCCCUAGGGAACGAAGGCCAGUGCCACCACCAGGUCCGUCUCGUGGUUUGGGUUCAGGCUAAGACGAGCCUCCAGAGAUGGGUCCGUGAGUUGGCUGGACCCAACAGUGGCCCCACGGCCUCAUGGCUGUGUGAAAAGGGGGUAACAUAGACCUUAGAAACAUUUUCCCCAUUUCUGGACUUCUCCAGCCCACUCUGACCAACUUCCUUUGGCCCCUGCAUGAAAAUGCUGUGGUAUCCUAGCCAGGAACCCUGUUAGUCCAAGUGCUGCCCUCUGCAGGCAAUAAGUCGCCCUUCUCCGUUGCCAGUUUGCUCUGGACUCCCAAGUGGUGGAGGGAGCUGGGAGUAGCCGGACCUCCACUACUGGAGUUGAGCACUAGCUUCAAGCGAAGCCCGUGGCGGGCAGUAUAUUCCAAACCUCUUCCGUCAGCCUUGCUCAGUGCCAGGGGAUUUGGGCCCUGGACUGGUUCCUGGGCUCUGUAUGUCUUCCUGAGGUCAGUCAAGCUGGUGUCAGUCUAUCGGGGCAGACCUGCCGGGUGACUAGCCAUUCAGAUGCUCAGCCUGGAGAAGAGCAUCUUCACCCCUUAUCUGGUUUGAAAACAUUGAGCUGUACUUUCAAAUAUAUUCUCAAGAAAUUUCCAAUAAAUUUUUUUCUGUACACAA
Dromiciops gliroides (monito del monte) is the source of this 4845-nucleotide messenger RNA. It is a transcript of the gene ATG13, whose product is annotated as autophagy related 13. The record is from RefSeq and is a predicted model, not a curated record. Gene Ontology annotation, cellular component: cytosol; Atg1/ULK1 kinase complex; extrinsic component of membrane. Lineage: Eukaryota; Metazoa; Chordata; Mammalia; Microbiotheria; Microbiotheriidae. Bases 470 to 2122 code for a protein of 550 amino acids. The transcript is spliced from 18 exons. Gene Ontology annotation, biological process: piecemeal microautophagy of the nucleus; autophagosome assembly; mitophagy.